GUUUAGUCUCACACGGAAACGGCGCAAUUGACAACAAAACAGAGAGUAUUUUUUUUUUAUUAUUUGCGCGUAUUUUACUUAUUCCGCCUGUCGACAAAUAUUUCCGAAGUCCCGCAAUAGUUGGUACACAUCGCUGUAAAGGUAUCGCAGCUGCCUCGGCUAGCUAGCAACAACACAAGAUAACACUGCGAGGUAUUUCAAUCCGGCUGUGUGAAGUAACGUUAGCUUGUUAUACAGGAGUUGACAGUUUCCAGUAUGGCCUGCACUUUGGAAAAAGUGUUGGGCGAUGCUCGGACCCUUCUGGAGAGGCUCAAAGAGCACGACACGGCCGCCGAGGGACUGAUAGAGCAGUCCGGGGCCCUCAGCCAGAGAGUGCAGAGCAUGAGAGAGGUGGGAAAUGCUCCCCCAGACAAGCACACAGAAGAUGCUUCAGAGAUUCAGGAGCUGACAAAAUAUAAGCCUCAUGUCCUACUGACUCAGGAAAACACUCAAAUCAAGGAACUACAGCAGGAGAAUAAAGAACUGUGGUUAUCUCUUGAAGAGCACCAGUACGCGCUAGAGUUGAUCAUGGGACGAUAUCGCAAGCAGAUGCUCCAGCUGAUGAUGGCAAAGAAGGAGCUGGACACUAAACCUGUGCUCAGCCUCCACGAGAACCAUGCAAAAGAAGUGCAGAGCCAGGUGGAGCGGAUAUGCGAGAUGGGGCAGGUGAUGAGAAGAGCAGUGCAGGUGGACGAUCAGCAUUACUGCUCAGUAAGAGAGAGGCUCGCACAGCUAGAGAUUGAAAACAAGGAGCUGCGAGACCUCCUGGCCAUCAGCAAGAGCUCAGUGAAGACAGCAACAGAAGAAAGCAACCAGCCAGCAGCAGCAGCAGCAGCAGCAGCACAACAGUCCCCUCAGCCAGGGUCCCCAGAGUGAUCAGACAAAGCUUCAGUGUGAACUGUGGUCGGGGCAACAAGUCCCUCAGAAACCAAGAAACAGGGUAGAUGAUCUCUUUACCCUUCACCACAUUAUUAUUUUCUUUACAUAGGAUGGAAUGCAAUCAAACCACAGCAUUUUUAUUUGUAGCGAAGGCUAUCAGACGCAUUUACCUGCAGGUAUGUCUGAAUGAUAGCACUUGUUUUCACAUGUACAGUAUGUGUGUUAUCACUGCAGUCGUGUUGACGUGAAUUCUGCAUCACCUGACUUUUAAUGAGGCGUCUUGGUCACACGAGCAACAGUGAGAGUUCAGACACAUAUGUACAGGAGUUAAGGCAGUAAAAGCAAAGGGGGGUUAUUUUUUUUUCGGCCAAAGAUACAUUUGCUCUAAGGACACAGUUUCUACCUCUUUGGUGCCCCUUUGCUGUUCACACACACACACACAGACACACACACACACACACUCUCACAAUGUGUAAGAUACUCACUAUCAGCCCUACUAUGAGUUCACUUGAAGUCCAUUAAGAAGCCAACUUGUAGUCUGCACCGUUUGAGGAGACUGUGCUUGAUAAUCACUCUGCCAACAUGAUGACUUUUGGCUGUUUCACACAGUUUGCCUGCUGAGGAGCGACAGUGGAUCAUUUGUAUGUGACUGUCUGUCAUUUAAUGAAUUUGAUACGUUUGUCAGUCUGUUUGUAGAAUUCAUAUAUAACAUGAUUUCCAUGUUUAGUACUUUGAUUCUGUGCGAUCAACACCAGGUUUUGUAGUUUUCAGAUUUGGAUGCAGCAGUGUCCCAGCUGACGGCACGUCUUUAUUUAAUGGUAACAAUUUCAAAACAUGCCAAGUUUUUUUUGUGUAAUGGGUAUCAAAUGUUUGAGCACUGUUAAGUGUCAGAAAUUGUAUAUUGUCAUCUCAGGAAAUCAGUGUUAAUAAGGUGAACAUGCUGUAAUGACUUCAUCACAGUGUACUGAUUUGUGUCAAACAAAAUUUCAUUCAGAAACUUUCAAAUAAA
Molecule: messenger RNA, 1927 nt
Organism: Plectropomus leopardus (leopard coralgrouper)
Lineage: Eukaryota; Metazoa; Chordata; Actinopteri; Perciformes; Serranidae
Gene: sike1
Product: suppressor of IKBKE 1
Source: RefSeq, a predicted model, not a curated record